Molecule: messenger RNA, 1846 nt
Organism: Aspergillus aculeatinus CBS 121060
Lineage: Eukaryota; Fungi; Ascomycota; Eurotiomycetes; Eurotiales; Aspergillaceae
Gene: noc4
Product: ribosome biosynthesis protein NOC4
Exons: 3
Coding region: 146-1795 (549 amino acids)
Biological process (GO): ribosome biogenesis
Cellular component (GO): Noc4p-Nop14p complex; small-subunit processome; nucleolus
Source: RefSeq, a predicted model, not a curated record
CGCCUAACCGAGGAGCAGGAGAUUCUCUCUUUCUCUUCUUAUCCCCAAAAAAUUAUGGUUGAUCUCGGAAAAGAAAAGUGGCCCUGCGGUGGACUAGCGCUCCUCCAUUCAACGCCCGUUUUGCGAUUUGUCGAUUCUGUCCACGAUGCCUGCCCCGAUCGCCACGGCUACGGCCUCCAAGAAAAGAAAGAAUGUCAAGGAGAGCGGCGUGCCUUCGUCGAAACGCCGUGCCGUCGCCGACACUGAGUCCGCCGAUGCGACGGCCGACAUCCAGCGGCUGGAAGACCAAAUCUCCGAAUCGCGGAAGCACUACAACAACAUCGCAACCCUGAUUUCCAUGCUCACCACCCAAGGAUCUGCCAAGAAACCGAAUGUCCCCGCUGCGUUGGCUCUCUGUCGUGUAUUCAGUCGAUUGAUCGCGGGGGGGAACUUGACCGAUUCAAGCCGGGCCCCCGAGAACGAAAAGAUUAUUGUUGCUUGGUUGAAGGAGCGGCUCAAGGAAUAUCAGAAAGCCCUGCUCUCUAUCAUUCGCGAGAGCGAUCCUUCGUCUCAGAUCACCGCCUUAACCUUGUGUCUCUGCAUUGUCAACGAGCGCGCCACACAUCUUCCCGGCGAAGAAGGUAUCUGGUUGACGGGUCUAUUCAAGAAUGUCGUGGAAGCGGUUGUGGAGGCCAACAAUGGCCAAGCGGUGCUGUCCGAGUUCAUCGAGAAGGCCAAGGAGUUCGAGGACGUGCGCUACUACACCUUCAUACAGAUCUCUGAAUACGCAAGCACCCCACGCAGCUCCAAAACCAUCGACACAUUGAUCACCAUCCUGUCGGCAUGCGACUCGAUACCCACGCCCGAGCACGAGUUCGAGAGCUUCUACACGAAAACCAGCCAGAGCAACAAGCGGGUGGUGUCGGCGAAGUCGCACAAGAAGCACGCGCAGGACGCCUGGCUGGCGAUCCUGCGCAACACCCUGUCGGAGACGCAACGCAAGCAUCUGCUGCGGAUCAUGGUGCACAACAUCGAGCCGUGGUUCCUGCGGCCGGAGCUGCUGAUGGACUUCCUGACGGACUCGUACAACGUGGGCGGGGCGACCUCGCUGCUGGCGCUGUCGGGGCUGUUCUACCUGAUCCAGGAGAAGAACCUGGACUACCCGCAGUUCUACCCGAAGCUGUACUCGCUGCUGGACGCGGACCUGCUGCACUCGAAGCACCGGUCGCGCUUCUUCCGCCUGAUGAACACCUUCCUCGCCUCGACCCAUCUCCCCGCCGCCCUCAUCGCCAGCUUCAUCAAGCGCCUCGCCCGCCUCGCCCUCAACGCCCCGCCGCCCGCCAUCGUCGCCAUCGCCCCCUUCAUCUACAACCUCCUCAAGGAGCACCCCACCUGCGCCUUCAUGCUGCACCGCCCCAUCCGCGACGCCGACCGCCAGGCCCUCCUCGCCGCCCGCGGCAUGGACGACCCCUACGACCCGCGCGAGCCCGACCCCGUCCGCUCCCGCGCCCUCGACAGCAGUCUGUGGGAGCUCGAGACCCUGCAGUCGCACUACCACCCCAACGUCGCGGCGAUUGUCCGCAUCCUCGCCGAGCAGUUCACCAAGCAGUUCUACCACCUCGAGGACUUCCUCGACUACACCUACCAGGGCAUGCUGCAGGCCGAGCUGGGCUCCGAGGACAAGCCGUUCAAGCGCAUCCCCGUCGUCGAGUACCAGAUCCCCCGCCGCAUAUUCACAGACCGUCUGCUGGAGGAGGACGGCGGCGAGGAUACCGCGCCGGGCAGUUUGCUUCGAGGGCUGUGGGAGUUUGCAUAGGCGGGGUUAGGAAGCGGCGCAGGGUUUACGACUUAAAAGCAAGAUAUCAAC